This is a messenger RNA of Racocetra persica, 252 nucleotides long. NCBI's taxonomy places the organism in Eukaryota, Fungi, Glomeromycota, Glomeromycetes, Diversisporales, Gigasporaceae. The record is from the annotation of a GenBank genome assembly.
AUGUCUUCUACAAAGUAUAAAGAAAGUAAAACAACUCUUACCAAUAAACAGAUAAAGGCUAUCAUCACGCAUAAAGAAAAAAACCCUCAACUUAGUCAAGCUAACCUUACAAAUAAAAAACAUGAAGUAGAUGCUUCUGUAGAUGACGAUAUUGUUAAUGCUGCUAUUCCUCAGUUAAAAGAAAUUUUAAAAGGAUAUGAUCUAAAAGAUAUUUAUAAUAUAGAUGAGACCGGCUUAUUUUAUCAGUAUUAA